This is a messenger RNA of Caenorhabditis sp. 36 PRJEB53466, 2283 nucleotides long. The record is from the annotation of a GenBank genome assembly. NCBI's taxonomy places the organism in Eukaryota, Metazoa, Nematoda, Chromadorea, Rhabditida, Rhabditidae.
AUGUCGGAAUUUCUGAAACGUCCGACCGACGUCGAAACGGACGACGAUCUGCUCCAGAUGCAGCGAGAUUGGGAGGAAUCGCAAAAGAAGACGUCCGCCCAGAUUCACCGAAUGAAAAAACGAUCGAAACUCGAAGAAGAGCCCCCGAAAGAGCAAAAAUUGGCUCCGAAACGAGAGGCGGGUCGUUUCCAAAUCGAUUUGGACGAUAUUCGCGAAGAGUCGAACGUGCAGGACGUGCUUUUUUCGGUGCGCGAACGCAACGUCGACUGGCUUCACGAGGACAAAAACGACGAGAUUCUGAAGGUCGCCACGUCGUCGCUAUCGAUUUUUUCAAAGGACGACGGCUUUCCGGAACCCCUGGAUCUUUCCGCCUACUAUUCGGGUCAACGAGCGGCUCCACCGGCUGGCAUCAGCUUUUUCGCCGCCGAGUUUGAUCGAAUUCACGGAAAUUUGGCGGAAAACCUCGAUGAAAUGGCUGAAAAAGAAGAAGAAGAAGCCGACGGAAAUUCGGAUUUCCAGACCGAGAAUGAAAAAUAUCUGAAAAGACUGGACGCGGACAAAAUCCAGGAGCUCCGCGCCGAAAUUCAGGAGAGAUUCGACCCGAAAUUGCUCGAAUUUUUGGCCAAUCGCAAUAAGAAUAAGGCGGAAAAAGCGGAGAAGGAGCCGAAAAAAGUGAGCAAAUUCAAGGAGCGACGGCUGAGGGAAAAGAGGGAGGAGCCCAUGGAAAUUGAGGAGAAACAGGAGGAGAAGGAGCCGGAAAAAGUGAAAAAAGAGGUGGAGGAGAUGAUGAACGAGCUGGAAGUUCUGGAAGAGUUCAAGAAUCGAGACGAUCAGGAGAAGUAUAAUCGGCUGGCUACGGUAGGAAUUUUUAGACAUUUUUUAGUCAGCUUCUGGUCAAAAUUCAUUUGUAAAAGAGUUGAAACAGCGAAAAAUUUGUCUUAAUUCCCAUAUUUCAGGACGCGAUUCAACUGGACCUCACCGCUAAAUUCAGUCGAAAUUUGGCGGCGCGUCAGCAGAAAAACGCCGUCAAACUGUUCGACAACUGCAAAUUCCGUCCUGCUCCAGAAUCUUCUAGUGCUCCAAGCGCUCCAGACGCUCUUCUGGAGCUCGCCCGUUCCUCAAUCGAUCAAAUCAAGACGCUGUACCUGGAAGAAGUCUCGCUAGACGGUCAGAUAUCGUACGAGUUUGGCCGCGGUGUGAAUCCGAUCCUCGACAACUGCUGGACCCUCGUGCCUGUCCGUCGAGUCCUCGACGCCGUCGAAAAACGGCAAGGACGCGUGCUGCCGGACGAUGUCGAAAUCGUCCGUUUGGCUCUUCUCUGGACACUGUUGCUCUUCGAAGAGCGAAAAUCCGCGUUUUUCGCGUUCGCUCAGCCCAACGACUUUUACGUACACCUCGCCGAGACGUAUUUGAUCGGAGCAGAAGCCCUCGCGGAUGACGUCAUCUCAGAAUGCGCGCGUCGGAUCAUGGACGGAUAUGUGUUGCGGUCAGCCGACGAGGGCAAGAUCUUGCUGCGAAUGAGCGGAAAAGUGGCCGGAUUGGACGCGUUUAUGCCGUUCUACGAGAAUUUGCUCAAAAACUACGAACAGUACUCGAUGGGCGACCCACAUUUCGCAACCGCCAUUCUCAUUGGAGCGUAUUUGAAUGCGCCAAUUGGAGAUAGGUGAGGGAAUGGCGAAUUACAAGAUCGGGCCCAAACUUUACAAGCCCUGUUGGACUUGGCUUUAAGCAUCUUGGGUCUAAGUUUCAGACCUAUCCGAUUAUGAAACUUAGACUCAAGAUACUCCAAUCCAAGGCCAAGAAGCCUGCGAAGUUUGGGCUCGACUGAAUUGUUACAAGUGGUACAAAAGUCUAGGCCAGUAAAAUUGUUCAACUUUUUGCAGUAUCGAGUACCGUUUCGCACUGUGGUCCCCAAAACGGAACACGAUCCGCCAGAUGACGGCACCGUCGCGACGAGACCUUCUGGAGCCGAUUAAACGACAGAUUUCGGAGCGGGAAAAUGUGAUUUUCGAGCAACAUUACGUACAACAUUGCUCACUUCUCGGCGCCUACGUUUCCGCAAUUCGCGACAAUGUGGUACGCGUUUCUGGAGUUUUCUCUAACAAAAAAGUGUAAUUUCAGGUUACCCGUGACCGUAACCCGUUGAUGUUCGAAAUUGCCGCCUUUGAAAUCGGAAUGUUUUUGAAGAACCCACACGGAAACGAUGCAGAGAAGCGGCGGGAAUUCCAGCUCCUCGUCGAGAUUAUCAGAAAAUCGAUUGGCGAUAAAUUGAUGAUCUCUUAA